CUUUCCAAACAGCUGUCUUGACCAGAGUGACGACUACCGGGAGCUCAGCGGCUCCGGCAGCGCAGAGAAUGAAUACCCGCCGCUGAGGAUGACUCGACUUGACCCAUCACCUCACCGAAGCGACGCCCGGUCCUGGACGAUGGACGAAACUCACAGCAGAGAUGGUCUCAACAGGCGUUCAGGGUUUAAAGAAGAAAGAGAGAAGCGAGAAAGCGGCUACUUCUCUCUGGGGAGGCCAGCAGGUGCCCGCGCCCCCCGUGUUAACAGCCCCCAAGCUCCUUUUCGCCAUUUCGAAAGAGGCCAUCCAAUCUUUAACAGUCAAAACAUCGAGCCCAAGGAUACCGUCCCCUUCAGAAAUCCCGGUCUCGGUCUGGCCUCUGAGAGGCAGGUACCCGAGGUUCAGGAUGAAGAUCUGCCUGUGGAAUUCCUUCCUCCUGACCCCUACGACAUUGCCGUUGAGGUUGAGGCACAGGUCGGCGCUCGUUCUCCGAGUCCUACCCCUUUCAAAAUAGCUGAGUCGCUAGCCGGUGCGGAGCGAAAAGGCUUGAUCCGCUCGUACGGUAGAGGAACGGCUUCUUACAAUUCUGCCUCCCGACAAUUUGGGCGCUUUGAUUCUUCGAGGCAAGGCUCAGCUCUACAAUCUCGCUUUUCCUCCCCGCCACGUGGAAACGCUCGAUGGAGGGAUGAUGACUUUCUUUCUCCGAUCAGAGGGCAUACCGUUGAUGCUACGGAGCCGCGAUUGAGAGGCACCCUGCGAGGAUCACAUGGCCGACAUGUAGACUCUGGAACUUUGCCAAGAAACUUUAAAUCUCUUGCCAGGUCAGUCAAAUCCCAAUCCAGUACAGUCUCUGAUUUCCGGAGCGCCUUACGAAAAACGGAAGUAAGUGGAUCCUUCAGUGGUCUGGAAAGCAGGAGCUCAUCUGCUGGCCAAAUGUCACUCUACAAAGCCGGAAAUGCGAUCAGUUCUUUCCACGGACUCGCCAAUCCUACGCACGCUCCAUCUCGCAGACCUUCUGGGAGUCGCCGUGAAAGUCGUGCGUCCUCGCCCGCAAGAAGAACUUACAGUUCGUCGGGCCAAUUUGUCCUACGUAAAUGGGAAUCGAUGACCUCACUGGACGGAAGAGGUCAUCACGGACGCUGCGGGUCCCCAAUACGAGAAGGCUACGACAUUGAAAGUCAGGCUGUCCUGCGAAAUGGACUGAAUGGUCUCGAUCGUGAAAACCCAAGCCGCCCCCCAACCAAAUGUUGUUAUGACACAACGAGUCAGCCAAAAUUUAACAAGACGGGAUCCAAUACUGGCAGUGGCAGUCAAGUCCUUGAUAGCUAUUCUGAAAAAAGAUCCUUUCAGACUACUGGUCAAUAUCCACUUCGAAAAACAGGAAGCUGUACUUUGUUUAAUGGUCGUGAAAGUCGAAAUUCCUCUCCUUCAAGGAGAAGUGAUGAAACUUCCACUCAGUCGACACUGCGCAAGUCUGAAGUUAAAACUUUAGACAGCCGUAGCUCUUUGCCAUCAAAACAGAGCUACAGGGCCCCUCACCAAGCCUCAUUUCGUAAAAAUGAGCGUGGCAGCUCGCUAAAGAGAAAUAAUAAGAACACCCGUAAUGCUUCCCCGUCUGGAAAUACCACCAACGACCCUCCGGGCUACUCUGUUCUCAGACAUCCCAACAAUGGAGAGGGCGGCCGUUCAUUUCAGAGAAAAAACAACGAUAGUGUCUCCAAAUCUGCCCCUGAUCGCUCACCACGGUCAUGGCGGGGAUCAACACCUUCCCUACGCAGCUCCUCGCUAUCCCGCGCUGCUUCUCCCACCAUGCGGAAUGCACAAGUCCACAAAAACGCUUCGGUCACCUUGCAAACUCCGAGAAGCCCCGGUGGUCUUCGAUCUAGGGAUGGGCGACGGGGUCUAGAAGAUCGCUAUACCACCCAUCAUGCUCAGAGGAGCCCUUCGCCUGUACCCCCAAUGAAAAUGCGCAGUCGUACUUUAUCGCAGAGCUCCAUGGAUUCCUCAGAGUCUGUGGCCUCCGCUGGAAAGAAAAAGGAGGACUAUGCCACGAUGGCUGAUCUGCCCAAUGUCAAAAGGAUCCAUCAGAGAGAUGAGCACGACCACAUGGAGAGACCUCACCAGCGCUCUCGGAGACAGCAGCUCUUCAAACCAGCCAGCCACUCCCUAAGCAAGCAUCCCUCCAGAGAGUGGGAAGACACGGGGGAAACGGACAGAGAAUGGCACUAUGGCGGCAUCGGGUAUCUACCUCGAGUUCACUCCUGCUCCUCGUUGCAAAGGUCUUGCAGUCCCCCAGCAGAUGCGGGCAGUACUUGGACAGAUUAUCAUCACAAAUCAGCGCCAAUGCAGGUAUGCGACACAGCUAGUACAAACAACUUUCACUGAUUUCAUUUAUUUAUUUUUUGAAUUUUCUCUGGUGGCAAAUCAAAACACAGUUGUUACAUAAAUGCAACACAAAAUGCUUCCCAAAUAGUGUCACGAGCCAAUUCUUCAGAACACGAAAGCUCACUCAUACGGUAAUAAACAUUAUCUUUCUUUUCUACAGUUGUCAGACCAGAUGACAGCUUGCCCAGCGUUCACAGAUCAUGUUUAUUAUUUGUGGAUUACACCGAACCUUCUUUUUGUCAACGUGCAGUUGUUUUGUAGACUCUCUACCGUAAUGGCUACAGGCAUUUCUUAAGAUUGAGCUGUGUCACUUGUGGCGUACUGGCUGGGGCAUGUGUUGAAAUUCCUGGGUUGCGCCAAGUGAAACCAACAGUGACAAAAUUGGGUGACCCGGAUGUAGGUGGUGUGGACCAUACAUGUAGAUACGUAGACGUCGCCUUGGCGCCAAUUGUACGUCUAAGGCGCGACCAUAUUGGGUGUGGAAAAGUGAAGCGGUUGAUGAAGAUGGCUCAUUCAUUUGCCCGAUAGAGAUUUACGACUGACUGACAUUUUAUACUCAAAACCAGAUCUCGUGGGUUUAAGACUGUGUGUGGGGGGGCAAUUGAGAGGCAUUUAC
This is a messenger RNA of Hippocampus zosterae (dwarf seahorse), 2999 nucleotides long. RefSeq lists its product as uncharacterized. Bases 89 to 2383 code for a protein of 764 amino acids. The transcript has 4 exons. Lineage: Eukaryota; Metazoa; Chordata; Actinopteri; Syngnathiformes; Syngnathidae. The record is from RefSeq and is a predicted model, not a curated record.